AUGGGAAAAUCAAGUUUGAUUGCUAGGUUUUUGACGAGCAAAAGUGUGGAUAGAUGUAGACUGGAGAGAUGGGGACCACUGGAAGAGGAGCAGGGAGAGUAUUUCAAGCAAAAGAGCAUAUCAGAAGGCCUUCAGAUGAAAGAGUUUGGCAUCUUCAAGGUGCAGUUUGACUCCAAGCUCUGGUUUGAACUGGCCAGCGUUCUAAAGGCUGCCUUUACUUGCUCACUGAGUCUGCAGUUUUUGGCACCUACAAUUUUGAAAAAGAAUGAACUUAAUGAGAUUGUUGUGAAAAUUAAUGAGAUAAUGCCAGUUUACUCCAAAACUGCACCUGGAACUGUAUCUGGCAUGUUGUUGGUGCUCAGUAAGAUAAAUGUGAAUGAGUCAAGUGUCACAGGACUGGUAAAGAGAAGGAUUCAAGAGUUACAGGAGAAGGAUCACCUUAAGCUUAAUGGAGAAAGUGAUACUGAACAGGGCCUGAGAGCGCAUGAAAGGAUCUAUACACAAGAGAAACCUUAUGAGUGUCAUGAAUGUGGAAAAGCUUUUGGCCAUAGUUCGAACCUUAUUCAGCAUCAAAGAAUACAUACUGAAGAGAAACGCUAUGAAUGUAGUCACUGUGGGAAAACCUUCCAGCACAGCUCACAUCUUAUCCAGCAUCAGAUAAUUCAUACAGGAGAGCUGCCUUAUAUGUGUAAUGAAUGUGGGAAAGCUUUUGGUCGGAGCUCAAGUCUUGUUCGACACCAGAGAAUCCACAUGAGGGAGAAACUCUAUGCGUGUAGCGAGUGUGGGAAGGCCUUCAGCCAGAGCUCAAAUCUAAGAGAACACCAGCGAGUUCACACCAAAGAGAGACCAUAUGAGGGCAAUGACUGUGGGGAAACUUAG
This is a messenger RNA of Mirounga angustirostris (Northern elephant seal), 879 nucleotides long. RefSeq names its product zinc finger protein 514-like. Lineage: Eukaryota; Metazoa; Chordata; Mammalia; Carnivora; Phocidae. The record is from RefSeq and is a predicted model, not a curated record. Gene Ontology annotation, molecular function: DNA-binding transcription factor activity, RNA polymerase II-specific; RNA polymerase II cis-regulatory region sequence-specific DNA binding. Bases 1 to 879 code for a protein of 292 amino acids. Gene Ontology annotation, biological process: regulation of transcription by RNA polymerase II. The transcript has 4 exons.